AUGACAAGAGAGCCCAUUACACAGAGGGCUCGUAUCGCCAAACAUGUGGCAGACGUCCAACCUCACAGACAAACAGCCUCCGAGAUCAUUCACAGGCCCGACUGUCACAGCGCUGUGCUGCACAGUGACACCCAGAAGGUGGAGAUCCCCAGAGGAGAGAUGGAGGCGGUGAAAGGCCAGAUGGUGGUGUUACAUGCCUGGUACAGCCCCAGCUCAGACAUUUCCAGAAACUCUGUGGUUUGGAACUUCAUGGGAAAUAAGUCCACACAGGUGAUAAACUUUAGCUCAGGUGAGGUUGGGCACGGCCAGCGUGAAUACACCAAAAGAGUGGGCUUCAGCGUGGCCAUGCCCUCAGCCAACCUCUCCAUCUAUAUCAACAACACCCAGGAGUCUGACUCUGGACGCUACAUCUGCAACGUCAUCAUCCCUGGAGAGACUGGCCUUACUGGAGAGGUGCACCUUAAUGUCAAAGUCCCUCCCUCUCCCCCAGUAUGCACCAUGACAGGAAACCCUGUGAUGAAGGGCAACGUGACUCUGAGCUGUAAGUCCAGUCAUGGAAAACCAGUCCCUCAGUACAAAUGGACCAAGGCUGCACCCAUGUCUGAGGUCUUCUUCUCACCAAUGCAGAAAUGGAGAGCCUGCCCCCACCCCAUGCUUGUGCUUGGGUUCAUGGAUGAGAGACACGGCACCCUCAGGCUGAGCAACCUCACUAAAAGCAUGUCGGGGAAGUACGUCUGCCGAGCCAGCAACACCGCCGGCUCCGACAGCUGCUCCAUUAACCUGGAGGUUAUCACCUCUUCCAAUGCAGGCAUGAUUGCAGCAGCUACGCUGGGGUCAGUAGUGGGACUUAUGGCCAUGGUGUUAUUCCUCAUAUUCAUCCUGAGAAGGAGACGAGACACUGAGGAGGAGAUAGCCAAUGAGAUCAAGGAGGAUGCUCAGGCACCAAAGCGAGUGUCAUGGGCAAAGAGUAAUACCGGCUCCGACAUCGUGUCCAAGAACGGCACGCUGUCCUCCAUAGCCACCAGUCCUCGACCGCGAGACCCACAUCAGCCCAACUUCCACUACCCCUACUCCCCCACCUCAGCCUCAGACACAGGCUCAGUGAUUAACGCCUACCAGCUGCGUCCUGGAGAAGCCAACACCUUACAGGGACUUCCUGGUUACAACAUUGGAGGCACUCCAUCACGUAAACACAAGCGGCCUCCCAAUGCAAACGGGGCCCCUCCGCAGGUCUUCAGGAGUCCUGUAGUCGCCAUCCCCAAAAGGACUGAGGGGGCGCAGCCUCAGGUGCCACCACCACUCACUGUGUCCCCACAAAUCAGCUCCUCCACUCUGACACGCAUGGGAGCUGUUGCUGUCAUGGUGCCUGCUCAAAGCCAAGCUGGCUCGCUGGUGUAG
Molecule: messenger RNA, 1398 nt
Organism: Seriola dumerili (greater amberjack)
Lineage: Eukaryota; Metazoa; Chordata; Actinopteri; Carangiformes; Carangidae
Gene: esamb
Product: endothelial cell-selective adhesion molecule-like
Exons: 8
Coding region: 1-1398 (465 amino acids)
Biological process (GO): homophilic cell-cell adhesion
Cellular component (GO): plasma membrane; adherens junction
Molecular function (GO): cell-cell adhesion mediator activity
Source: RefSeq, a predicted model, not a curated record